This is a messenger RNA of Setaria italica (foxtail millet), 1291 nucleotides long. RefSeq lists its product as uncharacterized. The transcript has 3 exons. The record is from RefSeq and is a predicted model, not a curated record. NCBI's taxonomy places the organism in Eukaryota, Viridiplantae, Streptophyta, Magnoliopsida, Poales, Poaceae. The coding region runs from base 233 to 721 and encodes 162 amino acids.
GUCAGAGGCGAUGGCCCCUGCCCCGGCGGCGGCGUCGGGGGCAGCCAGAGCGGCUCCCACCCUUAUCCUGGUCAAUCCCGUUCCCAGGGCGUGGGGUGGGCCUACCCUGCGCUGGAGGUUACGCAAUGACCCGCAGAGACCCCUCUUCGUGCUGGACGAUGCCGAGGAGUGGGGCAAGUGGUAGGUGGUGCAGGGCGGGCUUGCGAAUGUCCGCGCUGCCCUGUCUUCCGCGAUGGGGAAGCUGGACGACGUCGUUGUCCCUGGUGGCCAGGCCCUCCAGGAAUGCAGCCGGGGGAAGUCCGACUUCCUUCGGCUUGAGCAGGGGCUCUGGGAAUGGUUCUCUACGGAGAGGAAGCGGACUGGGAAGCUGACUGCGCAGGUCGCCGCUGCUCAGCAAGUCAUCGACGACCUGCGCAGGCGUGAGCAGGCGGCGCGGGAGGACGUGCGGCGGGCGGAGGACAAGUUCCAGGCCGUCAUCGAGAAGGCUCGCCUUGAUCUUGAGGAGUUCCAGGCUGCUGCUGAGAAAGCCCACCUUGAUGCCGAGGAGCUCGCACGGCUGAAGGGGGACUAUGAGGCCCUUCAGAAAACCGUCGAGCGUAUCCGACGUGAGCGGCAGAAGGCUUUGCAAGAUCGGGACUUCGAGGCAACUUGGAAGGUCGAGGCUGAGAAGGUAGCGGCCGAGGUCAGGGCGAAGGUCAGUCAGCACCACAUGCAAGUGUAGGGGCUUUAGAACACCGUGGCCUAGGGGCUCGACCGGGAGCGUGAGCUGAAGGCUCGGUCCGAGGAUGAACUCGCCCAGCUGAGGGAGGUUCUCGACGCGGAGCGCGCCGAGCACGAUAACCUGCGGGACGCGGUCCGCGUUGUCUGCGACAGCCUCGGUGUGGUCCAGGGGGAGGGGACGAGUUCGUUGGCAGCUCGUGUCCUUGGGGCGUACCGGCGGGCCCAUGAGAUCUCUCGGGAGGCGCUUCACGUCGGCGUGAGGCGGGCCUUCGGCGUCUUCGGCUUCGACUACUCCGGAAUCAACUUCGCCGGGAUGAGCGGGGUACGCCUCCGGCUACACUGAGGCUGAGCUGUUCGAGAUCGACGCGUCGUAGCUCAACCCAGCGGAGGCCUUAGCGAAGCUUCUGGAGGAUGAGGCCAUCCUGCCGGAGGACCUGGGGACGAGUUAGCUGUAUCGGGCUUAGAUGUCCCAAAAUAUGUAAAUAUGUUAGUCAACUUUGAACUUGCUUUUGUUAUGACACCAGAGGCCUUUUCUAUAGCUUGUUGAAAAAAGUUUUCGAUCCUCUUUCUU